Molecule: messenger RNA, 828 nt
Organism: Spodoptera littoralis (African cotton leafworm)
Lineage: Eukaryota; Metazoa; Arthropoda; Insecta; Lepidoptera; Noctuidae
Source: the annotation of a GenBank genome assembly
AUGCAAGAUUUCACGAGUAUAUUGAACAUUAUAUUUAUUAUAAGUGGUGGAGUGUUAACAUUCGUGAUACUGUUCAUCUUUGCGAAGAGACAGAUUACAAGGUUCGCUUUAAGAUCUAGGAGAGGCCCUCACGUUCCUAUAGGAACUGAUGCGAAAAAAUGCCUGAAGAAAGAGCUGGAACGUCGUAUCGAGGCGGUGCCACGCAUAAUGCAUGAGCCUCGGCUACUGAGCACAGAGCCAUCACACUACAUCCUGGAACCACAGCAGCCCUACCACUACAGAUUCCGAGCUGUUGAUGAUGUGAAGACUCUAGAGGAAGAGAUAGCUCGUCAAGACCCAGGGUUGCGACGACACCCUAGGGAGUCUCUCAGAGCCUUCCUCCUGUCCUCCCUAGCCGCCCCGCUGGACGGGCGUGGCCAGAAACUGGUGCACCAGUUCUGUGACACCUAUGAGUUUGCCAGACAUCAUCCCGGAGAGUUCGGAGAAGAUGAAUAUACAGCUUACAGUCGGCUACUCUUGAAGUUAUUAGAUGCAGCCCGUCUGUUGAAGAGUGUGGGUACAUGCGUGGUGGUCUCAGGGCGCGGGUCCCCGGUGCGGCGCGCGCGGCUGCUGGACGCGGCCAGGCUGCGGCCCUCCGCUCUGGCAGCGUUGCCGAGACACAAUAAGUUGCCUGCCGCGUUACAUAAACAUUACACAGCGCUUGAGGUUGGUUUAGCUUUGUGUUCAUUGGGGGAUGGAGUUGGAACAUUGCUUUUUUGUCCAGCUUUGUAUCAGUCCACCAUAACCAUUCUUCAUCGUUCAUUCAUUAUUCACAGAACAUGCCAAUAG